AUGCUUUAUGCGGACAAGCGCGCCCUCGAGACCAAUCUCAAGGUCGAGCUGCUCGAGAUUCGUGAGAAGGAGCUCAACUUCUACACCAACAACUGCCAAAACAUCGGCACGCAGGCUGCGAUGCUGGCGGGCUUCGCGUUUGCGGGCAUGAUGCAGCCGCUGCCAGACCAGCCCGAGGCGCACGCGCCGCCGCCGCCGCACUCGUUCUACCCAUGCGGCCGCCGGCCCGCGAGCCCUCCUGCGCACCGCCUGGUGACGGUGGUGACGACGACGCUGCUGUCGAUGCUGUCGCCCGGCCUCGCGCUGCGCGGGCCCGACGGCUCGAUGCACACCGCCGUCGACGGCAUGGUCGACGAGUAUCGCCUCUCCUUUUACACGUUCAUGCUCGGGCUGAUAGCGACGCACUUUGCGGCCGCCUUUUUUGUGCUCGUCUUCCUCUGGUGGCAAGCUGCCGUCCUCUCCUUUUGCAUCUUCUUCUCCCUCGCGAUGCUCUACCGCAUGACGCGCGUGCUGAUGCUCAAGUUCGCCAUGCCCAAGGGCGAGCUGCAGACGGGCAAGUUCGAGGCGGCCGAGGGUGCCGCCGCGGGGGCGCAGGCCGGGGUCGUCGACGCGGGCGAGAUCUCGACGCUGUCGGCCCUCAUCCUGCAGGAGCAGCGACUAGCGGCCGCUGCGCAGGCGCAGCCGGCCCGGCAGCCGGCCAGGCAGUGUGGUCGGUGCACGGAACGCGCCGGCGCCGGCAAGCGAGGCCAUCGAGAUGACGGCGGCCAGCGGCGGCUCCGACAGGUGGGAGCAGGGCGGGAUCGUCGACUAGCGGCGCGCGCCCACCAUCCCCGGGAGUGGUGCGUCGUACGUUACGCGGGGCGAGCCUGUAGACGCAUUCAUUCCCGCGUGUUGCGUGGCCGGCCCUGCUCCUCCCCCCUCCCCUCUAGAUGCUGCAUGCGCGCACGUCUGUGAGACGCUGUCUCGGUUUUGCGCUAUACGUACGUUCGCG
Molecule: messenger RNA, 991 nt
Organism: Emiliania huxleyi CCMP1516
Lineage: Eukaryota; Haptophyta; Isochrysidales; Noelaerhabdaceae
Exons: 9
Coding region: 1-954 (317 amino acids)
Source: RefSeq, a predicted model, not a curated record